Molecule: messenger RNA, 534 nt
Organism: Vicia villosa (hairy vetch)
Lineage: Eukaryota; Viridiplantae; Streptophyta; Magnoliopsida; Fabales; Fabaceae
Product: protein transport protein Sec61 subunit gamma
Exons: 3
Coding region: 102-311 (69 amino acids)
Biological process (GO): post-translational protein targeting to membrane, translocation; protein targeting
Cellular component (GO): Ssh1 translocon complex; membrane
Molecular function (GO): transmembrane protein transporter activity
Source: RefSeq, a predicted model, not a curated record
UUUCUUAUUUUCUUUUUUCAUCUCUCGUCAACAAUAAAUCAACCAAACCAAAUCACGAACUCUUCACAGAAAAAUCUUCAUCCAAACGCGUAACAGAGAAAAUGGACGCCAUUGAUUCCGUCUUCGAUCCACUCAGAGAAUUCGCCAAGGACAGCGUUAGGCUCGUUAAGCGUUGCCACAAACCCGAUCGCAAAGAAUUCUCUAAGGUGGCUGUUCGUACCGCGAUUGGUUUCGUUGUGAUGGGAUUCGUUGGGUUUUUCGUUAAGCUUAUCUUUAUCCCAAUUAACAACAUCAUCGUCGGAUCUGGUUAGGAUGAGGGAAACUACAAUCACCUCCGGAAAUCAACUUGUGAAGCAAAAGGAGGCAGGAGUUAACACUUCCAUAGAACAUCUUAGUUAUGUAUUUUCAGUUUUGCUUUUUUCCAUAUUCUUAUCUUCGGAAGCAUUACAGUGUUAUUGAACAUGUAAAAUUUUACUUUUCCAUGUGUUAGACUUUUGACCUGUUGUUCAAGGAGUAAAAAGUUUAGAUGAGAAA